This is a messenger RNA of Nothobranchius furzeri (turquoise killifish), 3744 nucleotides long. Its product is annotated as N-acyl-aromatic-L-amino acid amidohydrolase (carboxylate-forming) B. NCBI's taxonomy places the organism in Eukaryota, Metazoa, Chordata, Actinopteri, Cyprinodontiformes, Nothobranchiidae. Gene Ontology annotation, cellular component: cytosol. The record is from RefSeq and is a predicted model, not a curated record. Gene Ontology annotation, molecular function: hydrolase activity, acting on ester bonds; aminoacylase activity.
CCAAGGCUCUUCUCCCCUGGUAGCUCAGUUUGGCCGUACGGCCUGGACGGGUUCUGGUCAUCCCAAACAUCUUGUAUUUAAGGAUUAUGGAGGCCACUGUGCUCUUAGGAACAUCAAGUGCAGCAGAGAUGUUUUAGUUACCAUGGCCAGAUCUGUCUCUGAGCUCUUCAGGCAGUUCCUUUGACCUCAUGAUCCUCUUUUGCUCUGACGUGCAUUGUGACCUGUAGGUCUUAUAUAGACAGGUGUGGCUUUCCUAACCAAGUCCAAUCAGUAUAAUCAAACACAGCUGAACUCUAAUGAAGGUGUAGGACCAUCUCAAGGAUGACCAGAAGAAAUGGAAACCACCUGAGUUAAAUACAUGAGUGCCACAGCAAAGGGCCUGAAUACUUAGGACCAUGUGAUAUUUCAGUUUGUACUUUUUUAAUAAACCUGCAGAAAAAUGUGAAAUUCUGUGUUUUUCGGUCAGUAUAGGUAUUGUGUGCAUUGAUGAGGAAAAAAUAAAUGUAAUUUACUUUAGCAAAUGGCUGCAAUAUAGCAAAGAGUGAAAAAUGACGGGGGUCGGAAUACUUUCAGUACCCACUGACUAACGAGAUACAGUGUUCUGCUGCUCAUAAGUAACCAAACUAACUGUAGUGUAAAUGUUUAUGAAAAACAAAAUUGUAAAGCUAAAAAGAAACCUUCAUGGCCACAAAAAAGUUUUUUUUAAAUGACAACACAUUAAAUUUAUUUUUUUGCUAUGUGAACGAUAUGUAAACCAUGUAGAAAAGGACAUAACUUUUUUAGACUAAAGGAACUGUUAAUCCUUGUAGAUGAAAGUCGCUUGAAGAAAAGCAUGAAACACUUGAAGCGUUUUUUAGUAUAUAUAUAUGUGUGUGUGUGUGUGUUUGUGUGUGUGUGUGUGUUGUUUCUUGAUAAAAAAAUGUCCUAAUUUCUGCAAUUAGCCCAGGAUCUGGAUCAAUCUUUCUUUAUGUCAGUGACUUGAUGCAAUUUGCUGGGUUCCUUAUAUAGGAAACAUUAUUUCUGAUUGGCUUAAUGAACUGUGAAUUGGAAUGUUUACUAUGUGAAGUGCCUUGAGACGACUCUUGUCGUGAUUUGGCGCUAUAUAAAUAAACUUGAAUUGAAUUGAAUUCUUUGCUGUAUUUACUUGUUAAAUUUAUUUUUAUAACAAAUUAAACUUAAAAGUGCGUUGAAUUGGCAUUUUCUUCAUCAUUAUAACUUACCUAUUACAAAGUAUUUAUCUGCAACAGCCUGCGCUGACGGCCAUAUUCUGGAGUAACAAUCAAUGGCCGCAAACGGCCCAUGGGCCACACGUUGAGCACCCCUUGCUCACAUAGAUUUUAUUUCACUCUCUCUGUUAGAAGAGCCGUUUCUUCUGCCGUACACAUCCCGGGCGCCUCUCGGUUGUGUCAUGCCAGCAGAUUUCUUUUCAGCCAUUAUUUAUUUAUGCUUUUGAAAAGCAGACUGGAACCUACCAUCUUUUCCAUACGGGAACGGUGGGUCGGAGGGGGAAGUUGGGGUGGGGCUUUGAGUUCGACUGACCUCACAGCUGACCAAAGGAAAGGAUCGAGACUCUGCAUUGCUCUCAGGACACACCCAGCCUGCGUGAUGUGAUGGUUGAGAGACGGUGAGAGUCCAGAACGUGCAGCUUCGGCCUCGUAACCGAGUCUGGGACGGGAAUGCUGAGUCAGUGAAACUACAUAAAAGCCUGGGAGAGGCUGGAAGAAGGUAAACUGCAGGGAGAGAAAGGUAACAAGCAGGGUAAGUUGGGAAAGAUGGGCAUGGUGAUACCCUUCCACUUAUUUCAUUCGUUUUAUUUUAAUACACUUUAAACAGUAUUAAAACUAAGUUCUGAUUUAGUUUAAAACCAGAACUGUUUUACAGCUAGAGGCCAGAUCAGAUGUCACAUGAAAACAUCUGCUUUGUGUCGCAGUGGCAGCUUCAGUGAACCCAGUGACAUCAGCACUGACGAACCUGAUGCCGCCCACUGACCGGAGCAGUGGAUAUCAUAUUACUAGCUUUAUUCAGCAGAGAUGCGUAAUGAGAAUAGAAAUGCUCUAAACGACGUGCCUUAGUUGCAUGAAUCCUGGAUUUUCACACCAGCUUCCCCCUGCUGUCAGUCAGAUGGAGGUAGAUGAGCCUGUGGGUUUGCCGAAGCUGUCCCGGGUCGCUGUGUGUGGUGGUACCCAUGGCGAUGAAUUGUCCGGGGUUUACUUGGUAAGAGAGCAGCUGAAGCAAUCAAAGAGGAAAGAAGCUGAUCACGAAGAGCCUACGCCUGUGUUGAUGGUGCUGUCUAACCCGCGGGCCACUCAGCAGUGCCGCAGAUACGUCGACACUGAUCUAAACCGCUGCUUCACUCGUUCAGUGCUGGAUGGUCCCACGUCAGACACAGACCCCUAUGAGAUUAUCCGAGCCAAAGAACUGAAUGCCAUGCUGGGUCCAAAAGGCAGUCGUGGGGCAGUGGAUCUUAUUUGCGACCUCCAUAACACAACCGCUAACAUGGACCUGUGUUUCAUUGCGUAUUCUGACUGUGACUGGAUCAGUCUUCACAUAUUCAAACAUCUGCAGAGGCAGAUGCCAGAUACACCAAUGAGAUUCAUCCAUUUGGAUGUUUCUAAUAAAGAAUCAUAUUCUCUUGAUUCGGUAGGAAAACAUGGGUUUGCCAUGGAAAUCGGUCCUCAGCCCCAUGGAGUGGUGAGGUCUAACAUCUAUGCAACAAUGAAAGUAGGAGUCCAGCACAUGCUGGAUUGGAUCCGCCACUUUAACUCAGGCUCAGUGUUUGACGGAGGAUUUGUUGAUGUGUACACCGUGGUUAAAAACAUUGACUACCCAAGAGACGGCGAGACUCACAACAUCACAGCAGCCAUUUAUCCUUCCCUCCAGGACCGGGACUUUUGCCUGCUCCACCCUGGAGACCCCCUGUUCCAGACCUUCUCAGGGGAAACCCUAAGAUAUAAAGGCAGGGAACCUCUUUAUCCAUUCUUCAUCAAUGAAUGUGCUUACUACGAGAAGGGCAUUGCGCUCUCCCUGGCAAGAAAGAAGUCCGUCAUGAUUCCUGCAAUUCGGAUGCAAACCGAUACAGAGGAACGUGCAUGUGAUUGGAGUUUUACAUCGGAAGAAGAGGAGUGAAGGGGUUCCCUAAAAUAAGACCAUCAUACAAGUAUUUAUUUUUUACAAAAGCUUUUAUUAAAAAGGACAGCUCGUGUAGCUUUGCACAAGUUGAUUCACAGCAGAUGAGCAACACUUUGUAAGUUCACAAACAUCACAAGUUACAGUAAAUUCAGGGAUGGAACUUCUUUAGACUGAUGUCUGAAUGUAGAGUACGAGUUAUCAAAUCAAAUGUAGUGCAGCAUUCAUAGAUAUCCAUACAUUUCAUUAAAGUUGAUGAAGCAGUGCUAAUUAUAAAAUCCAUGUAUUACUUUGCACUGUUCGAAAAAUAGUUUCAUCACUUUUAGACAAUGUUCAAGAUAAAACAUGUUUUUAAGUGCAAAGGAACAACGUAUGGCCUUGAAAAUUACAUCCAUGAUGCCAACAGGAGAAAAGGUUUCUCUUAAAUUAUGAAAAAGGAAAUAACUAAGAACAACUUGGAAAAUCUGAAUGAAUAAAAAAAACUACAAUACAAAACUGGGAAAGGAACUAAAAUGACUAGGAAGGAUCCGUACACGAUCAACGAAACAGUAGUUACACAGCUUUGUCAAAAAAACAACAAAAUGUGGUUUUCAAACAUGAAAGUAAAAAUAUUACAAA